Hyphopichia burtonii NRRL Y-1933 is the source of this 2394-nucleotide messenger RNA. It is a transcript of the gene HOS3, whose product is annotated as histone deacetylase. NCBI's taxonomy places the organism in Eukaryota, Fungi, Ascomycota, Pichiomycetes, Serinales, Debaryomycetaceae. The transcript has a single exon. Bases 1 to 2394 code for a protein of 797 amino acids. Gene Ontology annotation, cellular component: nucleus. The record is from RefSeq and is a predicted model, not a curated record. Gene Ontology annotation, molecular function: histone deacetylase activity.
AUGUCUAACUUAAAGGAGACUCUUUCCAAAGAUAACGACAGUGAGGAAUCGCUUAUUUCUCAGUUUGAAACUACUUUGAGCAUAAAACCAUCAUCUAAUGAAGUUGCUGAGAAUCAUGACUUAUCACUAGACCAUACGGUUUUGGUUGGGAACAACUCAGUCAUAAACUAUACUAGGGACCAAUCUAUAGUUGACAUUGCUGAAUUAGAAGAAGAAGAACAACUUCUGGAACAGAUACCUAAAUUUAAAACCAAAAAUAGGUAUAAACUUGAACCCAAGCUAGCAGUUAAAAAGGAAGUUGAAAAUACUAGAAAUCCUUCCAACUCCAAAUCACGUUCUCCAAGUCCAUUCGUUGACUCUCAAUACGAGAAAAUAUUAUCUCCUUCUCCAUUAAUUGACCAUUCAUUAACCAGAUUCACCAAAUCGUUUGCUGAAUUUUUAAAUUCUAAUCCCCAUAUUCAAAGAGAAUCUCCCCGAUUUAUACAUGAAUCUUUAAAGACAUUAGUUAUAUUAUCUCCAUAUUCCGCCGAGCAUGCUUUUGGACGUAAAUGGGUUACCAAAUCUUACUUAUCCACCAUUUUUGAAAGGCCGCAAAGAUUAUUGGCUUCAUGUAUUGGAGUAUCCGCCGCUAUAACCAUGUUCCCAUUCUAUUAUAAAUUGAUAAAUUCAACUAAAAAAGGAUCCAUUUUUUCAAGUCAUGUUCGUAAAAUUCAUGGUAAGAAUUGGCCCAAAAAAUUAUUUGAACUUUGUAUUGAUUCUCAUGAAAAGUUACAAAAUGAUGAUCUAGAAGUACCAAAUGAUUGGAAUGUUGGUGACAUCUAUUUGACCCCAAAGACGUUGAACGCAAUUGAAGGUGUUAUAGGAACAGUUGAAACGGCUGUUGACUCGCUAUAUGGUCAAGAAGUUGAAUCAGAUAACCACAACCUAGCAUUUGUAGUAAUUAGACCACCGGGCCAUCAUUCUCAUGCCUGUUUACCUAGUGGAUUUUGUCUUUUAAAUAAUGUACAAAUUGGUAUCGAAUAUGCAUUUGAAAACUAUCAUAUUUCACAUUGUGCCAUACUUGAUAUCGAUUUGCAUCAUGGUGAUGGAUCUCAAGACAUUUGUUGGGAAAGAGCCGGUUUCACGGGUGAUUAUGGUAAAGAAGAUUCUGAUGAAAGUGAUGAAGUUAAACAAAAAAAUCCCCGUGAUGAUUACGGUAAAAGAUUCGCUACUUAUCCAAAAGUUGGAUAUUUCUCGUUACAUGAUAUUAAAUCGUAUCCAACGGAAUUGGGAUAUGCAACUAAAGAAAAUAUCAAGAAUGCAUCUACAUGUAUAAUGGAUCAUGAUUUAAAUAUUUGGAAUGUCCAUUUACAAGGUUGGAAAACUGAAGAUGAAUUUUAUAAACAUUACAAAACUAAAUAUGUUUCAAUUUUGAAUCGUGCCAAUCAAUUUUUAAAUAAUGCUAAAAAGGAAUACGAUUUGGAAUACCAUGGAUAUUUAAACGACUUGGCAAAAUACAAUAAAUAUUUAUUGAAACCUCAUUUAUACAACCAACCAGUUAAAAAGCCACAACCACCUCUUCCUUUCAAGCCCUUAAUUGUGGUCAGUGCUGGGUUUGAUGCAUCAGAGUAUGAAAAUCCUCAAAUGCAGAGGCACGGAAUCAAUGUUCCAACAUCAUUCUACGCAACGUUCUCUAAAGAUGUUGUCAAAUUAGCAAAUAUUCACACCAGUGGGAAAGUGAUAUCCUUUUUGGAGGGAGGUUACUCCGAUGGAGCAUUAACUAGUGGGAUAUUUUCCCAUUUGAUUGGAUUAACCUCGACUGCAAAUUCUUUAACUUCUCCUUCCAGGAAUUCUUAUGGCAGUGAUGACUCUCACGAUGAGGGUGUCGAUGAUGUGUUAUGGAAUCCUACUUGGGGCCACGAACAAGUAAUGAAAGAAUUAGUCAAAGGUUGCAAAAGAACUUGGACUCCUUACAAAAACCCUAGAAGUGACGUGACAGUUUGGGCUAAUGAAGUAAUUAAACUAGGUAGAUCCAUGAUGCCUAAUGCUAUCUUACCAGCCAAUUACAUCUAUCAUUACCAAGAACCCGAGCCAACGACCUUGCUGAAAAAGACAAGAUCAGUAUCACCCGAACUAAUCGACGGCAAUAUAGUGAGCCAUAAAAUCAUUAAAGAAAUCAUGGAUAGUGAAGGUAAUAUCGUGGAAUACUCUCAUAGUCCUUUGAAAAAGGACCCUGAUGAUAAUAGAAGAAUCAUGCGUCAUACCAGGUCUUAUUAUAAGAAAUUGAACAACAAUGAUGAAGCCCCAACAGAUAAUUCCAAAUCACAAUUGACAAGCAAUUCUACAUCGUCGAAUCGCAAGCAGGCCUUGAGGGAGGCCAUACUGCAGCCAAUUCCCGAUGUCAAGUAUAAAUAA